AUGAAGUCUAUAAUAAAUCUUGAAGAUGUUACUAUUGCUACAUUUAGAGGCGAGGCGAAUCAUUUUGAUUUUACUGACGAAACAGUUUUAAAUAUUAUUGGACAUAGAGGAGUUGGUCAAAAUACUAGUCAUGUACUGGAGAAUACGGUAGAAUCUUUUAAUAUGGCCUUUGAUAAAGUAGAAUGGGUAGAACUAGAUGUGCAGCUUAUUCAGAACAGUGUACCAAUAGUACACCAUGAUACUUUGUUUUUUAAUAAAGAAGAAUACUGUUAUUUUAGCGAGAAUAAAGAUAAGAUAUAUAAAGAGAAUGAUAAAUUAUUGCCUCAGACAUUAGAUUAUGUACUGAAAAAUAUAAUCAAAGGUGGAAAAAUAAAUCUCGAGAUAAAGUAUCCGCUUUUUCAAGAUUCGCUAUACUUGAACCUAUUAAACACCAAAGAAGACGGAGAUAGCCCUCUUUUAAAAUAUUUUAAUGCUGCCCUGCAAUACGAUAAACAAAAAUAUUAUUUAGAUUACGAUGUUCCUACAUUAAUAGAUUCAAUACUUAAUGUGAUAUAUCUUAAUAAUUUUAGAAAUAUUAUUUUCUCAUCUUUUUCACCUUCGGUGUUGUUAAAUCUUAAGACAAGAGUUCCACAAGCAAGAAUUUUAUUAUUAAUUGAUGUAUAUCUGGAAGAAUUGGUAGAUUUUUGUUUAAAAGUAGAUCUAUCGGGAAUAGUAUUUAAGUUUGAUUGCUUAAACGAAGAAAAAAUUCGAAAAUUAACGAAAGUAAUUGAUGUAUAUGUCUAUAAUGUUAAGACUAGACACGAUUAUGAUUUUUGUAUGAAAAUGGGAAUUAAAGGGGUCAUAACAGAUUAUAUUAAUGAUCUUUUAAGCGAGAAUGAUGCAUAA
Molecule: messenger RNA, 885 nt
Organism: Vairimorpha ceranae
Lineage: Eukaryota; Fungi; Microsporidia; Nosematidae
Product: glycerophosphoryldiester phosphodiesterase
Exons: 1
Coding region: 1-885 (294 amino acids)
Biological process (GO): glycerophospholipid catabolic process
Molecular function (GO): phosphoric diester hydrolase activity
Source: RefSeq, a predicted model, not a curated record